AGAAUAGAUCAUAGAAUGUGUAAAUACUGAAAAAUUAAAAUCGUUGCUAAUUUCAUCGGAAUAUGUCUUCUAGUUCAGAUGAAGAGGAAGUUUAUAAGUUUUACAGAGAUCGUGCAGAAUGGAAUGAUGUUAAACCUGUUCCUCAAGAUGAUGGUCCUGCUCCUGUAGUACAGAUUGCAUACAGUGAUAAAUUCAAGGAUGCUUUCGAUUACUUUCGAGGGAUUCUUCACAGUAACGAAAAGAGUGAACGUGCAUUAGAACUAACGCAAACUGCAAUCUCACUUAAUCCAGCCAACUACACAGUAUGGCAAUACAGACGAGAUAUUCUACAAUAUUUAAAGAAAGAUCUUUCAGAAGAGAUGGAUUUUCUGGCCAAUAUUAUUAUGGAGCAACCUAAAAACUACCAGGUAUGGCACCAUAGAAGAGCAUUGGUAGAAUGGAGUCGUGAUGCUUCAAAGGAGAUUGAUUUUACGGCGAAAAUUAUCAAUCUUGACCAAAAAAACUACCAUGCGUGGCAGCAUAGACAAUGGGUAAUCCAGGAAUUUAAUUUGUGGGACGGAGAACUUGCGUUUGUGGAUGUGCUGCUUGAACAGGACAUGAGGAACAACUCUGCUUGGAAUGAGAGAUAUUUUGUUAUUGAAAAUACAACAGGUUUCACUGAUGACAUCACCAAUAGCGAGAUACAGUACACAAUGAAAAAGAUUGACAUUGCUACGAAAAAUGAAAGCGCUUGGAGUUACUUACGGGGGGUUUUACGUGAUCGUUCUUUGACUUGGAGCCAAGAGUUGCGAGAUCGUGUAACAACAUGGAGAGAUGAUGGAUUAAAAUCACCAUAUUUGGUUGGAAUGUUGAUUGACAUGUAUGAGGAGGAUUUGGAAAAUAAAAAAUGUGACAUUGAAAAAACCAUGGCAAAAGUCAAAGAGUUAUGUCAUGAACUUGCGGAGGAAACAGACACUAUACGCCGGAAAUAUUGGAAUUUUAUAUAUCAAAAGUUAAACAAACAAUAUGGGUUGAACGAAUCGUGAUGUCUUCUGUAUAAUAUGAAUUUCAAUGACCAAGUCAUUUUGUUAUGCCACUGCUGUCUGCAAAAAUAAACUUGUUUCCCAUGUUAAUUUUUUGUUGUAAUAAAUCAUGUGCCCACGAUUAAUUUGAGUUUUGGUAAAUUGAAGUCGUUGGUAACAUUGCUUGUUUUUAUAAUGCAUUCUCAUCCAAGGACUGUAAAAUACUUUUUUGUAAACAUUGAUUAUAGUUGUCAUCCCGAAAAAAUUGUGUUGUUAAGCAGAUAAUACCGUCAAGUCUAGACUCUUGCACAAUUCAAUUCUGCUGCUGAGCCACAAAUGACUAUCUGCGGAUAAUUCUGUUUAUUUUGUGCUUAAAACAGUGAAAUACCCACUGUACCAAUAGUUUUGCAUAAACACAAUUUGUAUAAAUGAAUUAGUUUAUUUGGCACUACAGUUACAUGAAUCACAGUGAACACAAAUACAACAGAUUUAAG
Ciona intestinalis (vase tunicate) is the source of this 1495-nucleotide messenger RNA. The record is from RefSeq and is a predicted model, not a curated record. NCBI's taxonomy places the organism in Eukaryota, Metazoa, Chordata, Ascidiacea, Phlebobranchia, Cionidae.